AUGGCGACGAGUCGUAGAUGCACCACCCUCGUCGUUUUGGUCGCCGCCCUCGUCGGAAUCUCGGACGCCGGUAACAUCCCGGGCGGCGGUCAUGGAGGAGGGUUCGGCCAUCGAGGAUUCAAUGGUGGGCCCGGGAGAUUCGGUGCCGGAGGAUUCGGUGGGGGCCACGGGCGGUUCGGCGGCGGUCCCGGAAGAUUCGGAGGUGGCCACGGAGGUGACUACGGAGGUGGAUACGGGGGCGGCUAUGGGCAAGACUAUGGUCCCCCAAUGCCGUAUCAGUUUGGUUACAGUUCCCAAGACCCGGAUGGAACUCACGCUCACAGCCAGACUUCGGACGGACGUCGAGUACAGGGUCAUUACGUGAUCCAACUGGCCGAUGGUCGUCAGAGAAGAGUCGACUACACAGCUGACGAGACCGGCUUCCAUGCCAAGGUGAUGACGAACGAGCUCGGAACCGAAUCUAAGGACGCGGCAGAUGCUAUCUACGAGUCCUCCGCGAUUCCUGGGGAUCAGGCGGCGAUCCAAGGGGGACCCGGCCCGAGAGGACCUUAUGGAGGGGGACCUGGUCCAAGAGGACCUUAUGGAGGGGGACCCGGUCCAAGAGGACCUUAUGGAGGCGGACCGCAUCAUGGAUUCCGAGGUGGUUCUUUCGGGGGUCCUCACGGUGGUAGAGGUUUCGGACCUGGCGGUAGAUGGUAG
This is a messenger RNA of Galendromus occidentalis (western predatory mite), 699 nucleotides long. RefSeq names its product glycine-rich cell wall structural protein 1.8-like. The record is from RefSeq and is a predicted model, not a curated record. Gene Ontology annotation, cellular component: extracellular matrix. The transcript is spliced from 2 exons. The coding region runs from base 1 to 699 and encodes 232 amino acids. NCBI's taxonomy places the organism in Eukaryota, Metazoa, Arthropoda, Arachnida, Mesostigmata, Phytoseiidae.